Coregonus clupeaformis (lake whitefish) is the source of this 1675-nucleotide messenger RNA. Its product is annotated as probable global transcription activator SNF2L2. NCBI's taxonomy places the organism in Eukaryota, Metazoa, Chordata, Actinopteri, Salmoniformes, Salmonidae. The record is from RefSeq and is a predicted model, not a curated record. Gene Ontology annotation, cellular component: RSC-type complex. Gene Ontology annotation, biological process: chromatin remodeling. The transcript is spliced from 6 exons. Gene Ontology annotation, molecular function: protein binding. Bases 285 to 1034 code for a protein of 249 amino acids.
GCAAAAAUAAUUCAUAAAAAACUGGACCCGAUAACUUCAUCAGGAUCAGGGAAAAAAAGGCGUAUGGCGACAGUCGAUAUUAAAACAUGCAGAGAGGCAGAUGAGCUUGGGGCCUUACUGAGAGGAAUGAGACUGCAGCAGAGGCGAGAGGACAGGGAGAGAUAUGCCUACUGCAGCCCGCCACACAGAGCCAGAGAGAGAUGACCACUAUUAUUAUUCCAUUGUUAUUUUCCCCUGCUCAUUGAUUUGUGCAUGAAAACCUAGUGCUUUUCUUUUUCUUCUGUAUGCUUGCCCCCCUUCUUGUUUCCUGCUCUUUGAGUGAUCAGCUGAUGAAGAGGCUAGCAGCUCGCCGCUAUGCUGGCUUGCUAAUUCUCUCCCCUCCAGCUGCAGCUGCAGCCGAUCCAGCUACAACCCAUCCUGAUCCACAGAGCCAGACUGCAGACUGCAGCCAGGUGGAGGAGAACGGGGUCUUGGAGGACAUGGAAGAGGACAUCAGCCUAAAGAAACGGAAAGGUGAUCCCCACGGCGACAAAGACUCAGAGCCCCGAGACUCUGGCCAGGAAGCUGAAGGUGAAAAGGUCAAGAAGCGCCGGGGACGACCUCCAGUGGAGAAACUGCCCCCCAACCCCCCCGAGCUCACCAAGCAGCUGAACACACUGGUGGAUAUGGUCAUCAACUACAAAGAUGGGUUGGGCCGUCAGAUCAGCAAAGGCUUCAUCCAGCUGCCUUCUAGGAAGGAGGUGCCAGAGUACUACGAGUUGAUCCGAAAGCCUGUGGACUUCAGGAGGAUCAGGGAGCGUGUGCGCAAUCACAAGUACAGGAGUGUGGGGGAUCUGGAGAAAGACAUCAAACUGCUGUGUCACAAUGCCCAGACCUUCAACCUGGAGGGAUCUCAGAUAUUUGAGGACUCGAUUGUUCUCAAGUCUGUGUUUGAGAGUGCACGACAGAGGAUUGUCAGUGAUGAUGAGGAGAAACAGGACAGCACUGCCAUCCGUAAUGAUGACGGAGGUCGAGACAAUCAGUUGGUUUCAUGAGCAGUGAAAACGGCGACAACGCAGGCGACACAGAGGAUGAAGGAGGAGAGGAGCAGAAAGAUGAAGGUCAAGAAGACCGUCAACAGUGAUGUAGACAGCGAUGAGGAUCUGGAGGACAAUACAGCUAAAGAUGAGGGUUGACCUGGAGGACCAACGCUAGUUCAUAUACCCUCCUUAUCCUCUUUCUUUCUCUCCACUAUCACUGUUUUUGCAUUGCAGCUUAUUAAUUUGCUCACCUUGCAAAAAGGUUUGUCUCAUCUCAAGUCAAGAAAGCUACUCAAAGGAAUGUACGUACUUAAUGAUGUUGGUCCUCGAGUAAUUCAUGCAGCCUUAAACGUUCAUGUCUUUUUACUAUUAUUUUGCCUUUACGUUUUUUAAACAUUUUUUAAUGAUGUUGUUCCCUCGGUCUUCAUAUGAAAGCUGCUGUGUGUAUCCUUAAUGCUUUACCAGAGGAUAUCUCUCCACUCUUUUUCCAUGAGUUGUUUUUUUAUUUGAAAGUGUUAUUACUUUAUGUGUGAAAUUAUGUAUUUCUGCUGAGACGGAGACCACCCUCAGAGAGUGGCGCCUGUUGAUAACAUCCCUAUAUGUUGUGUACAGGUACAGUGAGGGAAAAAAGUAUUUGAUCCCCUGCUGAUUUUGUA